Austrofundulus limnaeus is the source of this 2440-nucleotide messenger RNA. It is a transcript of the gene crtac1b, whose product is annotated as cartilage acidic protein 1b. Gene Ontology annotation, biological process: axonal fasciculation. The transcript is spliced from 15 exons. Bases 145 to 2037 code for a protein of 630 amino acids. The record is from RefSeq and is a predicted model, not a curated record. Gene Ontology annotation, molecular function: calcium ion binding. Lineage: Eukaryota; Metazoa; Chordata; Actinopteri; Cyprinodontiformes; Rivulidae.
AAUUCCCUUGAGAUAACGGCGGCACUAACAGCACAAUUAGCCCGACUCUGUGUGUGUGUUUCCCCCCACCGCCGCUCACCUCUCGCUGUCAAUCGCUGCAGGAUUUGUUUGGACUUUUCCGAACCUCUCUCUGCAUCUGUGAGGAUGUUGUUGUGCCUCCUCCUCAUCCUGCCUGCCCACUCCGCGGCUCAGAGAUCAGAGCCCGUGUUCUCAGCUAUAACCAAGACCGUCCUUCCUCCAGACUAUGAUAACAACCCCACGCAGCUCAACUACGGCGUGGCCGUCACUGACGUAGACGGAGACGGAGACUUGGAGAUAUUUGUAGCCAGCUACAAUGGUCCCAACCUGGUGCUUAAGUAUGACAAAGAGAGCAAAAGACUCGUCAACAUUGCCAUCGACAACCACAGCUCCCCGUUUUACGCCCUGAGAGACCGUCAGGGCAACGCCAUCGGGGUGACAGCGUGUGACAUCGAUGGGGACGGACGGGAGGAGAUUUAUGUCCUUAACACCAACAAUGCUUUCUCUGGUCGGGCGACGUAUUCGGACAAGCUGUUUAAGUUUCGUAACGGACGCUUUGAGGAUCUGCUAAACGACGAUAUUAACGAGCACCGAGAUGUAGCCAACCCAAUGGCUGGGCGCUCAGUGGCCUGUGUGGACAGGAAGGGUACAGGCCGGUACGCGAUCUACAUCGCUAACUACGCCAGUGGAAGUGUGGGUCCUCACGCUCUUAUAGAAAUGGAUGAGGCAGCCAGUGACCUGUCACAGGGUGUCGUCGCCCUCUCCAACGUGGCAGAGCAAGCUGGAGUCAACAAGUUGAUUGGAGGUAGAGGUGUUGUGGUGGGACCUAUCAUCAGUCAAACUCUGUCUGACAUCUUCUGCGACAAUGAAUACGGGUCGAACUUCUUGUUUAAGAACAAUGGAGACGGGACUUUUACUGACUUGGCGCAGCAGGCCGGUGUGGAAGACCCCAUGCAGCACGGCAGAGGGGUGGCUCUGGGGGAUUUUAACCGUGACGGCAGGACUGACAUUGUCUAUGGAAACUGGAACGGACCUCAUCGUCUGUACAUACAGCUGAACAACCGCAAACAGAAAUUCAAGGACAUCGCCUCUCAGAAGUUUUCCAUGCCGUCCCCAGUCAGAACUGUUAUUGCUGCAGACUUUGAUAAUGACAACGAGCUGGAGGUCUUCUUCAAUAACAUCGCCUACAGGGGACCCUCGGCCAACAGGCUCUUUAGGGUGAGCAGGAGAGAACAUGGAGACCCCCAGAUAGAAGAGCUGAAUAUUGGGGAGGCUGCAGAGCCUGAAGGAAGAGGAACCGGAGCUGUAGCCACAGAUUUYGAUGGAGACGGGCAUCUGGAACUGAUUGUGUCUCACGGUGAAAGUGCAGCUCAGCCUCUCUCUGUUUACAAAGUCAACCAGGGCCAGUCUAACUCCUGGCUGCGAGUAAUUCCCCGGACCAGGUUUGGGGCUUUUGCCAGAGGAGCUAAGGUGGUGGUUUAUACAAAGAAGAGCGGCCCACACACACGAAUUAUUGAUGGUGGCUCAGGGUACUUGUGUGAGAUGGAGCCCGUCGCCCACUUUGGCUUAGGUAAAGACGUGGCCACAAAUGUUGAAGUGUACUGGCCCGAUGGACGCUCUAUAGCCCGCCCCCUGGAGUCUUCAGAGAUCAAUUCAGUUCUGGAGAUCCGCUAUCCAAGAGAUGAAGACGAAGUCACCCCUACUGUGAAAAUAGAGUGUGGUCAUGGAUUUGCUUUGAAUGAGYACGGUCGUUGCACAGAUAAAGACGAAUGUACCCAGUUCCCCUCUGUGUGCCCCUCUGACCGCCCCGUUUGCACCAACACCCACGGCAGCUAUAAGUGCCGUGCCAAAAGGAGAUGCAACCAAGGCUUUGAGCCCAAGGAUGAUGGGUCGGCCUGUGUGGCCCAGGUGGCUUACUUUGGCAUAACACAGUCUUCUGGGGAUCGCAAUACUUUCCACAUGCUUUCUUUCUCUAUUCUACUACUCAUCUCUACCCAGUGGCAGACAGGACUUCUGUAGUUGCUGCCGACCACCCUCCUCCUUCACUGCUGAGCAGAGAUGUAUAAAAACUCUGCGUCUAAACUUUUCUUCAGAAAAAAAAAAAACAUUCUUCCCCCCUUUUUCCUCUAUGGAUCUCUGCUGCUGUUGUUUUUCAUCACAGCCCUGCCCUGUYGUCACCGCUGCUGUAUAUCACCUCCUGGCUCCCGGCCCCCUCAAAAUAAAAYAAAAUAAGACAACACACAGGGAGCAUGCUCGCUGGGAGCUACAAAGAUCAGGAGUAACUGUGUCACCUGUGGAGCCCUUAUGUCAUCGCCUGGCUUUUGUUUUUUAGUGGGACCUGAACUGAGGCCAAGUCAAUAAGUGGAGCCCCCCACCCCACCCCACCCCACGCACACACACACACGCAGAGGCCCCAUCUGUA